AUGGGAAAACACAAUCUCACCAUGACGAAUGACUUCAUCCUGCUGGGCAUCACAGCUCGCCCUGAGCUGCAGGCUCCACUGUUCUUCCUGUUCCUCACCAUCUACCUGAGCUCACUGCUGGGCAACCUGGGCAUGAUCAUCCUCACCCAGGUGGACCCCAGGCUCCAAACGCCCAUGUACUUUUUCCUCAGACACCUGGCUCUCACUGAUCUUGGCUAUUCCACAGCCGUGGGGCCCAAAAUGCUGGUGAAUUUUGUGGUGGAUGAAAAUACAAUCUCGUACUAUUGCUGUGCCACACAACUCGCUUUCUUUCUUGUGUUCAUCAUUUGUGAACUUUUUGUUCUGUCUGCUAUGUCCUAUGACCGCUAUGUGGCCAUCUGUAGGCCUCUGCUCUACACUGUCGUCAUGUCCCAAAAAGUGUGCCAGAUGCUGGUGGCAAUUCCUUACCUUUACAGUAUACUUGUUUCUCUUCUAAUCACCAUAAAAAUUUUCACUUUAUCAUUUUGCAGUCGCAAGAUCAUCAGUCACUUCUGUGACAGUCUCCCCUUGUUAUCUUUGCUGUGCUCAAGUACAUAUGAAAUUGAGAUGAUCAUUUUGAUCUCAGCAGGUUUUAAUUUGGUUUCCUCUCUCGCCAUACUCCUUUUUUCUUACCUGCUCAUCCUCAUAGCCAUUUUCAGGAUGAAGUCUGCAGAGGGCAGGCACAGAGCGUUGUCCACCUGCGGGUCCCACCUGACCGUGGUCACUGUGUUCUACGGGACGCUGAUAUUUAUGUACGUGCAGCCCAAGUCCAGUCAUUCCUUUGACUCUGACAAAGUGGCUUCCAUAUUUUACACCCUGGUCAUCCCCAUGUUGAAUCCCUUGAUCUACAGCUUGAGGAACGAAGAUGUGAAAUGUGCCCUAGAAAGGACAUGGAAGAAUGUAUGCAAUCUCUUUUCUCAGUGCUUACACACAAUGUAA
Heterocephalus glaber (naked mole-rat) is the source of this 957-nucleotide messenger RNA. Its product is annotated as olfactory receptor 8K3. Gene Ontology annotation, cellular component: membrane. Lineage: Eukaryota; Metazoa; Chordata; Mammalia; Rodentia; Bathyergidae. Gene Ontology annotation, biological process: G protein-coupled receptor signaling pathway. Gene Ontology annotation, molecular function: olfactory receptor activity; G protein-coupled receptor activity. The record is from RefSeq and is a predicted model, not a curated record.